CUGAUGCCUGGCUCCGGCCCGCCGGGUCCUUUCCUGUGCUACCGGUUGAGCCCAUGCGCUCGCUGCUGGGCUCGCUGCCCCGACUGCGGCUGCUGGAUCUGAGCCACUGCACCUCUGGGGUGGUAGACCAGGUGCUGAGGGCGGCCCUGGCGCCACGAGCCUGGCCCCUGCAGCAGCAGCAACCGCAGCAGCCGGCGGCGGUGGCAACGGCAGCAGCAGCAGGAGGAGGAGGAGAAGGCGGGCAGCUGCCGCAGCCACAGCAGCAGCAACCGGCGGGCGGAGGUGGCGGCUGGGCGCUGCCUUGUCCGCUGCGGGUGCUGCGUGCGAGGGAUUGCCCUCGACUGGGACCCGGAACGCUCAAGGCCCUCACUCCAGAUGUACCGCACGUCACCCUCCCGCCGCCACCACCACAAGCAGCCGACGCCGCCAGCACCACCUCACCCCUUCCACCUCCCGCAAUCGCAACAACAUCACCCGCCGCCCCCGCCGCUGCAGCAGCAGCCACUACCACCGACGGCGCCACUGCCGCUGGCAGCAGCAGCGGCGGCGGCGACGGGCUUGUCGUACCGUUGUUCGUACACUUGACGGAACUGGAUCUCACG
Molecule: messenger RNA, 602 nt
Organism: Astrephomene gubernaculifera
Lineage: Eukaryota; Viridiplantae; Chlorophyta; Chlorophyceae; Chlamydomonadales; Astrephomenaceae
Source: the annotation of a GenBank genome assembly